ACGACGUCGUUUUGAAACUUUACGGAGGGUGGAGGCAAUUUAAAUAGACCGACACGACAUUUUGGAAGAAAUAAAUACUGAUUGUUGGUCAGUUGGAGGAGAACAAAAUGGGUCAACAGACAGAAAAAGAUGAACAAGAAUCAAUUCAAAACCCAAACCCAAACCCAAACCCAAAUCCAAAUCGCAUAACACAAACUCAAUUUCUCUCCUGGAAGCGUCAAAAGGACGAUGAUGCAUCUGCUAUAAAGGCUGAAGUCGCAAGAAAACGUGCAGAAGAUAUAGCUGCAGGGGCAGUGCAAAUGAAUGGUCGUGAACUUUUCUUGCACGAGCCCUGGGUCUUCGACAACUCCCUUUACUGAUGUUAUUUUCCAGUAGAAGUAUCUUCUAAUGUGAAGUUAACAUUUUCUAUUGUCGGAAUUAUAAAUUGGAAUAUUGUUGUUUUCCUUGAGGGGGUCCUGCCCUUUUGCAGAAAACCAGGUGUUGUCGUGAAUUUGACACUACUGCAAUAGUAAUGCUGGUUUAAGAAUUCAAAAA
Messenger RNA from Capsicum annuum, 534 nucleotides. RefSeq lists its product as uncharacterized. The record is from RefSeq and is a predicted model, not a curated record. Lineage: Eukaryota; Viridiplantae; Streptophyta; Magnoliopsida; Solanales; Solanaceae. Bases 108 to 359 code for a protein of 83 amino acids. The transcript has 2 exons.